GUAUAAACAAGGUUAAACUGCUCUCCAGAACGUUCUUUUGAACAAGAUGGUAAAAUCAACCCUUGCUUGUGGACUACAAGAAUGUCUGAGUAAAGAAUGGAUGGGAGAUAACUUCAGUGACUUUAGAGUUGUGGUUGAUGACUCAGAGUAUUUCUGUCACAAAUUUAUUCUAAGUGCCUGCUCAACUUUCUUUAAAGGUCUGCUCCGAACCAAUUUCAAAGAAAAUUUGGAACAAAGAGUUGAGUUAAACGACAUGAGUAAAGAAACUUUUGAGGUUAUAAUCAAUGCAAUUUACAAAGGUGUUGAUGGACUGACACUAGACAACAUCAUUAGUGUAUGGCAAGCUACUCAUAUGUUGGAUGUACCAUUUCUUAUAGAGGAAUGUGAAAGAUUUGUUGUGGAAAACAUGUCAUUGGAGAAUUACAUUACAUAUUAUGACAUGGCAAAGCUACUACACUCAGAGACUGUCAUUAAUUUUACGAUUGGAUUCAUGGCAAAAAAAUUUGAACAUUUUCGUGAGACAGAAACAUUUCUAGAACUUUCUUUUCCUAUUUUGUUUACUAUUGUAGCUGAUGAUUGUCUCAAUGUGAAGUCAGAAGAUUUAGUUUUGGAAUCUAUUAUCAAAUGGGUUUCCUAUAUAAAAAGGAAACCAGAGGAAAUGGAAAACAUUGAUCACAGAGAUAGUGAAACAGUAGAAAACAGUUUACCAACAACCCAAAUAGAUCAAAAUAAUGUUGUCCCAGUGUGUCAAAACACCAACAAUGAUACUUUAAGUUUGCCACAGUUUAGAAAUUGCGAAAUGUCAAAUUCUGCAACAAACUCAGACAACGAAACGUUAGACAGAAAGAAAUGUCUAACAGAACUGUUAUCUACAGCAAGAACAUUUUUAGCAAGUAGAAGUUAUCUUGAUAAACUUUUGAUUCACCCUUUGAUAAUGUCUUGUGUAGAAGCACUUGAAAUUGUGCAUAAUGCUUUGUUGUACCAAUGGAGAUCUGUUUCUUUCCCCAGUAACUUUGUCAUCCCUUAUAGAAACUGUAGCGGAAAACGAAAUGUCAUGGCGUUUGUUAAGAAUGAGAAAUUACAUUUAUUUGAAUUAAACAGUCAGAGUGAGGUUGAGAUGAAUUUACAGUUAAAAUGUGACACAAAUUUAGCAUCUACAGAAUCAACACUUUGCUUUUCUCAUUCUAUAACUGGAACUCGAACUAUUGCGAUUAUAGAUUCAACCAAAACAAUAACAAAUAUCUACAAAAAAAAACACCCAGAUGUAGACACAUGUUUGUUGAAAUCUGUACCAGGAGUGUUUGAGAGGAUAAGAGUUGUUGUGCUAGAAACUCAGUCUAAUGUAGUUCCGUUGGUUGUGCCAGAUUCUUGGAUCACCCAAAAUGAAAAAUGA
This is a messenger RNA of Physella acuta, 1393 nucleotides long. RefSeq names its product gigaxonin-like. Gene Ontology annotation, molecular function: protein binding. The record is from RefSeq and is a predicted model, not a curated record. Lineage: Eukaryota; Metazoa; Mollusca; Gastropoda; Physidae.